UUGGCUGCGCGUUUCGGCGCCGAGGGAUGCGUGGUAGCUCCUCCCCCAGGCCGGGGCGGACGGAGCAAUGUCGAGGUCGGGAGCUUUGCGGCAUCACAAGGUACUGUCUUCUGGAAGGCUAACAGGAGCAGCUAAGUUAUCAAGUGGAAAAAAACAGAUUGGCUUAAGAAAAGCAUGCCAUUCUGGUGUGGACUCUGGCUACUCUCUCUAUUCCACUGACUCUGAGGAUCAGGUUGUAACUAUACAUAACGGGCUUGAUCGCUGUGCAGCAUUACUGCAGGAUAUUUUGCAAAAUGAGGCCACAGGAAUGGAGACAGUAAAUCGAAAACCAGGAAAAGUAACUUCUGUUAAGGCUACUGCCAGGCCUAUACUAACCAAAGGAAAUAGUUCAAAAAAGAAAGGAUUGAAGAAAAAUGUUCUUGCUGCCCAUAUUCAUAAAGAAAUUGUGCCCGUAUCAAAUAGGAAACCAGCCUCUUAUAAUACACUUGCUGUUGACAAAGAGGGAGAACUUUCCAGCGCAGUACAAAAUCAGCCUGUUCAACCAAUUCAUGUGCCUUUUAAUCAACACUCUCCUGUGAUGCAUCAGAAACUGUGUGAGCAUGUGCAAACCCAAAUGUCUCUGAUAACUGGCCAAGUUCCACCCAGCUGUAACGGAAUUCCCACUGUACCUGCUUACCCUGUUUCAGAUCCUGGAUAUCAAAGUGUUACAGCAUUUAAUUAUCGUUUACCUACCUCCACACCAACUCUGUCCCCCCAGCAUUCAGCUAAUCCUUUACUCAUUCAGUCUGGUGUUCCUGCUGACAGUUACAACCAGUGUGCACCACAAGCAGGAGAAGCUGUGUUUUUCCCAGGAGUUUCUGCUGCUGCUUGUGUUUCUUCACAAGCGAAGUCUGUCACCACUGAUCCUCAGAUGACACCCUGUGUACCACUAAAUGUGCCAAAUAAUUCCACAGUAUCUACAUUUCUUCCAGCAUCUUAUGGCAGAGAGAUGACUUCAAACCAAGGAAAUCAUGAGCAACGGGUAAAGGAGGCAGACUUGAUAAGAUGUAUACAAGCUCAUCUGGCUCUCUUAGAACCACAUGAAUCAGAGAGUGACUGGGCUGGUCAGAAGUACCAGAAAUUUGAUCCAGCACAGUCCAAGGUCUCAGAUACCAAAGAAGAGGAAACCGCUGAGGAACAUAGUGAGGGUACUACCAGUGAAGAAGAGGACUUGAAUGCAGUGGACAUAGCACCAGUGAGGGAGACAAGCUGUCAGACAAGUUUUGACAAAAAAGUUUUAAAGUCUAAAAAAGCAAGCCCAGAAAAAACAGCCCAAAAAGUUAAAACUAUAAAAUAUCUUUUGGGAGAGCUCAAGGCACUGGCAGACCAAGAUGAUUCUGAAAUAUUGAGGCUAAUACAUGAAGUAGAAGACUGUGUUUCAUUACUGCCAGCAGUAGUUGGAAGUACUAAUGUACAAGCUGAAAUAGCACUUGCUAUACAACCUCUCAGAAGUGAAAAUGCCCAAUUGCGUAGAAGAUUAAGAAUAUUGAACCAGCAACUCCGGGAGCGAGAGAGAGCUGAAAAGGAAUCCAGCCUGGAUUGCAACUUUGAAUUAGUUUCUCUACAGUCCCUGAAUAAGACACUCCAGAGUCAACUCAAGGAAUCUUUAAAGGGCCUUGAAUCACUGCACAAUAAAAAUGAAGAACUCCUUAAAAUAAUAGAAAACCAGAAAGAAGAAAAUAAACAGUUUGCAAAAGUUAUCCAGGAGAAAGAUAAAGAACUGCUUGAAAACAAACAGCAGUAUGACAUUGAAGCUACAAAGCUAAAAAUUGAAGUGGAUGAGGCACUGGCCAAUGUGAAGAGCUUCCAGUUUAAGUUGGAAGCCUCGGAAAAAGAAAAUCAGAUCUUGGGCAUAACAUUACGUCAACGUGAUGCAGAAGUGAACAGACUGCGUGAAUUGACUCGAACCUUGCAGAGCAGCAUGGCCAAGCUUCUCUCUGACCUCUCUGUAGACCAUGUUAGACAUAGACCUGAAAAAGCUCUUACAAAAUCUCUUCUGGAAGACUAUGAGAAACAGCUGAAACCCAACCCAUUCCCUGUGAGUACUUCCAUAAUGAGUUACCUCAAAAAAUUAGAUAGUGAUCAAAUUUUGACAAAUACAGAACUUCAGUUUUCAAAUAAAACUGGAGAAUUGGAAAUGCCAGUUCUAGCCCAUGAAAAUUUUGUUGCUGAAGGAUCUCAUAAAAAAAGUACACUGUUAGCAGAGGAAAUAACAGCUCAAAGAAUUCUUCCUCCCCUGUCAAAGCAAGAUACAGAAACAAUUAGUGAUUCUGGGACUUUAAUAGAGGAAGAACACAAACUAGAUGAGACCAUUUAUAUUCCAUUGACUAGCAGUACCUCUAAAAAACAGCCAUCAAUAUGUGAAAGAAAAAUGUGUGCACAACACCAGGUCAGUAUGGCUUCCAAGAAGUUGGACUAUAACUGUGGGCUCUCUGACUCUCAGAAGCAGAAUGGAUUUGGGAUGUUGGGUGAUAAAAAGAUUUUUGAUAAACUCAGCGGUGGCUAUGACUUGAGAAAGACCAUAGAAAAUACAUCUGAAACCACAGGGAAGACGACUGAGCUGGAAGGAGACAGGCUUCUAGUGAGGCCAAAAGAAAUAAUUGGAACUGCUGAAGAUUUCAGAGACAAAUCAGAUAGACUUCAGUCUGAUAAAUACCUUUACACUUGCAUGCCACAUCAGGAGGAGAACUUUCAGAAAAAAGGCACUGAAAUGUCUGAGUCUAGUUUCUCUACUUUUGACUGCAUGUCAGGAAAAUCUGAAUGGAGCAUGUCUUCCUUCUCAACAUUUACUUCACGAGAUGAAGAAGACUUUAAAAAUGGGCUAGCAGCCUUGGAUGCCAACAUAGCUAGAUUACAAAGGACUUUGCAGACUGGCAUUAUGAAACAGUGAAUGAGGAAACUAAAGACUGUAUUUUGUUCAGAUAAUUGUUAGGAGUUUUUUUUAGUAAUUGAAUAUGAUGUAUAGUUUUUGGAAUGUCAAUAUUUGUAUUGUGUUUUUGUAUAAAAUGGCUGGUUCCUAAUAGUUAAAUUAUGACUGGAAUUUAUUUUCUUGGUUAAUGAAUGAAGGUGCUAUUUCCCUUGUGAAAACUAUCAUAAUUAGUGCAAGGGAAGAGUUGUUAAUUUUAAUCUCUGCAUUUAAGAAUUUUAAAUAAGUUUUAUACUGUAGGCAAUAAAACCUUUUUCUAGUAAGUGGUGGAUGAAA
Gopherus evgoodei (Goodes thornscrub tortoise) is the source of this 3241-nucleotide messenger RNA. It is a transcript of the gene CCDC14, whose product is annotated as coiled-coil domain containing 14. The transcript is spliced from 13 exons. Gene Ontology annotation, biological process: protein localization to centrosome. The coding region runs from base 68 to 2929 and encodes 953 amino acids. Gene Ontology annotation, cellular component: centriolar satellite. The record is from RefSeq and is a predicted model, not a curated record. Lineage: Eukaryota; Metazoa; Chordata; Testudines; Testudinidae.